ACCACCGACUGAGCGGCUCUUUGUGUGCGCCCUGGGUGCGCAGCGCAGAAGCGCAGCGGGCAGCGCAGGCCCUAGCCAGAGGUAUGCGGCUACCCCGUUUCUCCAGCACUGUCAUGCUUUCGCUCCUGAUGGUACAGACUGGCAUCCUGGUCUUCCUGGUCUCCCGGCAAGUGCCAUCGUCCCCAGCAGGCCUUGGGGAGCGUGUGCACGUGCUGGUACUGUCCUCGUGGCGCUCGGGCUCGUCCUUCGUGGGCCAGCUCUUCAGCCAACACCCCGAUGUCUUCUACCUGAUGGAGCCGGCUUGGCACGUCUGGGAUACGUUGUCGCAGGGCAGUGCCCCCGCACUCCACAUGGCCGUGCGUGACCUGAUCCGCUCAGUGUUCCUAUGCGACAUGGACGUAUUUGAUGCCUACCUGCCCUGGCGCCGCAACAUCUCGGAUCUCUUCCAGUGGGCGGUGAGCCGCGCAUUGUGCUCACCUCCGGUCUGCGAAGCCUUCGCUCGUGGCAACAUCAGCAGCGAGGAGGUGUGUAAGCCUCUGUGCGCAACGCGGCCCUUCGGCCUGGCUCAGGAAGCCUGCAGCUCCUAUAGUCACGUCGUGCUCAAGGAGGUGCGCUUCUUUAACCUACAGGUGCUCUACCCGCUGCUCAGCGACCCUGCGCUCAACCUGCGCAUCGUGCACCUAGUGCGCGACCCGCGGGCCGUGCUGCGCUCCCGAGAGCAGACAGCCAAGGCGCUGGCACGGGACAAUGGCAUCGUCCUGGGUACCAACGGCACGUGGGUGGAGGCGGACCCCCGGCUGCGCGUGGUCAACGAGGUAUGCCGCAGCCAUGUGCGCAUCGCAGAGGCAGCCUUGCACAAGCCGCCGCCCUUCUUGCAAGAUCGCUACCGCCUGGUGCGCUACGAGGAUCUGGCCCGGGACCCACUCACCGUAAUCCGUGAACUCUAUGCCUUCACCGGCCUGGGUCUCACGCCGCAGCUCCAGACUUGGAUCCACAAUAUCACGCAUGGUUCAGGGCCAGGCGCGCGCCGUGAAGCCUUCAAGACCACAUCCAGGGAUGCGCUCAGUGUAUCCCAGGCCUGGCGCCACACGCUGCCCUUUGCCAAGAUUCGCCGGGUCCAGGAACUGUGCGGGGGUGCACUGCAGCUGCUGGGUUACCGGUCUGUGCAUUCGGAGCUUGAGCAAAGGGACCUCUCUCUGGACCUCCUGCUGCCAAGAGGCAUGGACAGUUUCAAGUGGGCAUCGUCCACGGAGAAGCAACCGGAAUCUUAGAAUUUUAGUGGAGAGACCCAGCUAUAACAUUAGGGUCUAUUGGAGUAUGAUAAAGAAAGGGCUUGGAGAACCCAAAAGCAAGUAGCUGGGAGUGUGAGUGAUCUUGUCCUGUACUAGGAAAGGAUGGAGUCCAAAUCCCACAUCUCUUUCUGUCCAGAUUGUAGUUUUCGGUUGGGUCUUUUAGGAUUUGGAUUCCCACCAAGUACUAUCGAAUGGAAAGCAAAAGCUGUGCCCACUUCCUUCAGAGAGGCAGCCAGCCUCCUACUAAAGCACUUCCUUUCUCGUUGACUCUCUCCCCUCUUUGAUCAUACCAUGCAAUCGCAGAGAAUGGGGUCCCAGGCCUGCUCUGGAGUGCGGGAAAGGCGCGGCUGUGGGCUGGCUCCUAAAAUCUGUGCACCUGCCUCUCGUUGGCUCACCCAGACCUCUGCUCACUGCCACGCCCUAGUAUCUCAGUCCAUCAUAGACUUGGACAGUUAUGGGCCUGGUCAAGGAGGAAAAUGAGACGAUGCUUCCCUCUGUGAUUCUCUGCCUGACCUUCUAGAAGGGAAUCCAGGCACACACACAACCAUACCUGAGGAGGAUGGCUUUUUAAUGAAUCUUUGAUUUGUCCUGAGAUGAAAGAUCCUAAUUUAUGGAAAUAAACAUAAAUAUGCUGCGUGAUCCA
This is a messenger RNA of Mus musculus (house mouse), 1935 nucleotides long. RefSeq names its product carbohydrate sulfotransferase 5 (gene Chst5). Gene Ontology annotation, cellular component: Golgi membrane. Bases 84 to 1271 code for a protein of 395 amino acids. Lineage: Eukaryota; Metazoa; Chordata; Mammalia; Rodentia; Muridae. The transcript is spliced from 2 exons. Gene Ontology annotation, molecular function: keratan sulfotransferase activity; sulfotransferase activity; N-acetylglucosamine 6-O-sulfotransferase activity. Gene Ontology annotation, biological process: carbohydrate metabolic process; sulfur compound metabolic process. The record is from RefSeq and is marked validated.